AGGGUCAGGCGACAGUUCGGUUUCAUUCAGGACAUACCUAAUCCAGAGCAGAAUUUGGCUAAGGCGCAUGGAGAGGUUCUGACUGGUCCUAAGAAUCUUAACUGGGCCACGGCACCGAGUCAUUCAAAAUGGGUGAUGCAUUGGACAAACAGGUAUCACUACAUUCUUGAUGAGCUUCCCAUGCCUUCACAGCAUCCUUUGGAUAGUUACAUGAACUGGUACCGUACAAAAUAUAGAAACCGCUUAUCCUUGUCGAAUGUUGUGGGUGAGGAGAAUGAUGAAGGUAACCAGGACAUGGAUGCGGGUAAUGAUGAUAUGGAAGGGGGUAAUCAGGAUUCAGAUGAGGGUAGUCAGGAUAUGGAUGAGGACAAUGAAGAUCAGGAGCCACAAAUAUCACUUCCAAAUCCGCCUCAACAAGAACAACCUCAGCCCUCAACCCAGUAUCUACCUCAGACACAGUUCACCCCAUCAUUUCCAACGCAGCAACAAUAUUGGGGUAUGUCACAGUUUGAUCCAGGUGAAGGAGGUUCUUUUAGUCAGUUGCUUGGGUUCAUGGCUGCAGAUGCAGCACAGUCACAGUAUGGCCAUCAACCUGAUUUCAUGCCAGGCAGGUAUUCAUUGGAUGCCAGGUAUCCAGGCCAUACCUCAUCCGUUGCUUCUGGAGAGUUCGUAUAUGUUGACUCUAGUAGGAGUGAUGGUGGACGGGGUGUCCUUAAUAGUCAAAAUCCUAGCCGUGUUAACAUGGGACUUAUUGAGGAAGACACUAACACACUCGAACGAGAAACCGAUGAGGAGGAAGAUAUUGAAGAGUUUGAUGAGGAUGAAGAAUCUCGUAACGAUGGUCAGGCACUCAGUCCGAAUGACAACAUCAAAGGUUACAAUCUACAGAUUGAUCCCCCACGUCGGAGCGCUAAUCGUUUCACUCCUUCUGUAUUUAAAAAAGCGGCCAAGAAAUGCAAGAACUUUGUGAAGGAUGUAAAGUGGGGAAUGAGAAAGUAGUUGUUUAUUUUAUUUUUUUUUUUUGGUAUUUUGUAUAUGUUGGAAAGUAUGUACUAAUGACUUAAUGUAGUUUUUAGUGGACUUUGUAAUGUUUAGAGUAAUUUCUUUGUGUUGGACAUUAUGUAAUAAUAAAUAGCACUAAUGGUCAUAUUAUAUUGUAUUUUUAUUGUGAAUAUGUUGUAGUGAUAUUAUUAAUGUUUUAAUCAUCUGGAGUAUGUAACAAUGUU
Messenger RNA from Arachis ipaensis, 1226 nucleotides. Lineage: Eukaryota; Viridiplantae; Streptophyta; Magnoliopsida; Fabales; Fabaceae. The record is from RefSeq and is a predicted model, not a curated record.